AUAUCAUCUGGAAAUUCGGCAACUCUUACAAAUUUUUCUGAUCCAUCAGUAUUAAUAUGCAGUUCUGAGCCUGAUGGGCCGGGUAACACGUGGUUAGUGGAAAACAACGAAGUGGGUGUAUUACGAAUAAAAUUUGAUUAUGAAUUAACGCCCACGGCGAUUGGUCUCAAGAAUACUAACUACCAAGGAAGAGGAACUAAGACGUUUAGGUUGAUUUCCAUUCCAAAUAAUGACAUAAUUACUCUUUCAUAUACGAACUCUACCAACGGAACUACGUUUACUUGCUCGGAUUCAUGUCCUUUGGGUCCUUCUAAUACUGAUUAUCAAAUAUUUAACUUCGUUUUUCCGUCAACAAUGAGGGCUAUUCAGAUCUUAAUUUUAGAGAGUUAUGGUGAAGGAGGUGGACUUCAUGGUAUUCAGCUAUAUCAAAGUGACAUUAUCGUUCGUGCAAUUAGUAAUUAUGGCUUCCCUACAUGUUCAAAUUCUUCGUUUUAUCCAAAUGUAACAACCAUUGGAAACUGGACUUCUGAAUUACUUCCUGGGAUUUGGGAUAUUGUGUUGAUAACCACGAUUCCUGCAGAUGAGAUAGCUAAUAGCACAACAAAGCUUAUAAUGAAACCGUAUGUCCCGCAACCCGGUUACUAUAAUGUUACCCUUAGGUCACCAUCUUGCAUUUCACUUGGAUGUGAUAGCGUUAUACCUAUCGAUGUUAAUGUCACAGUUUCUCCGGGUGUAUCAUCAGUGGUGACCAUAUCACAAAAUUCAUCACUUGAUUUUGACACAUUCUACACACUCUAUUCUGGUUAUAUUCUUGGAACAUCGACAACUUUUCAACCAAUUGUUGAAAUUACUGCUUCAAAAUCUGCUGUAGCGCCUAGUGAUGGUAGUGAUGCUAUCAUAUACGUUGAUUACAUCCAAUGUGUAAAGAUCGAUAAUCGUAGCUCUUUGAAUGGUUUACUUCAAUAUUCACCGCAAACAGCAACAGUUCAAGCCUCUUGGUAUGGAUUCAAUGAUUUUUUGGGUCCAAAUGCUAUAAUAAAUGAUAUAAUUGUAUUAUCACCAACAACAAUAGUAAUUGGUGGUAGUUUCAAUAAUGUUUCAUUUUCCAAUAUUGUGUUAUAUGAUGGAAUAAAAUUCACUCCUCUUAUUAACUCUGGUCUUAAUGGACGCGUCAAUACGAUGGCUCUAGUCGAUAAAGAUUUAUUUGUUGGUGGGUUAUUUAAUAACUUGUCUAAUGGGACCCUACCUGGAUUGAAUAACAUCGCGAGAUAUAACCUUAAUGAAAACAGGUGGUAUUCUAUUAGUGGUGGUGUCAACGGUGAAGUAAAUCGUAUAGCUUUUGUCAAUAAUGGAACACCACAAAUACAUGUUGCCGGUAAAUUCAACACCUUAAUAAAUCCGCAAUCUUCCACCCAGAAUACCAUAAUUGGUAAUGCCACUUUUGGCUAUAGUAUGUGGGAUAAUAUGUUAGGAAAUUGGGUUAAUACGGCAUAUGUAGAGGGCACAAUUGGUGACAUUGUAGCUUAUAAUAUACCGAGUUCUCAAAAUGGACCUCUUACUUUCUGGGGUGGCAGGAUGAAUUCCACGCAAUCUACUAUGUCAUUUGGUGGAGGCCUAAUUACCAAAUCAGGUUACAAUUCGCUUCCCUUGUUUCCGCAAACGAUGAAUGGCAUUACAUCAGAUUUUAUCAUUAACAGUGCAGUACAAUCGAAUGAUACUAAAAGUAAUAAGACUUUUACUGUAAUUGGUGGCAAAUUCCAAAUCAAUGAUAUCGUUAACGUAGCCAUAUUGGACAAUAAUAGAUGGAGGGGUAUGUCUCCAUCCAGUUUUCGAGGAGAGGUCAAAGUUGUUGUUCUAAGGAACAAUAUUUUAUAUGUUGGAAGUGAACUUGAUGGUAUAGAUGGUAGCGCCUUUGCCGUUUACAAUUUAGACAGUGAUAUAACCUAUGCACAAACAUUGACCGCCAAUGAUAAAAUUGUUAAAGUCAAUGCUAUAAAAUAUCGGAUUGGUACAGACGAUUACAUUGUUGCUGGCAAGUUUGAUAAAGCUGGUCAAUCAAGUUGCUCAUCUAUUUGUUCUUGGAAUUCUAUUUCGGGACAAUGGAAAACGCUAAACCCGGCUCUUUCUGGUGAAAUUGUUUCGAUGGACUUCGUAGGAACAAGUCAAAGCCAGAAUUUCCUCAUCGUCGUUGGAAAUAUGACGAUUGGCAAUAACGGAUUAGUCUAUGUUGCUGAAUAUGAUUUUAGUAAAAAUACAUGGAAAGAACAAGGUACACAAGGGAAUGGAGAUACACAACUUCCUGGACCCCCGACCGUAGUUAUUAAUUACUUUCUCGCGAGCAAUCAACAAUAUUUUGUUUCUGGAUCUGUUUAUAACACUGGUGAGGCUUAUAUACGAAAAUGGGAUGGUUCCAAAUAUAUAAACGUCAAUCCACAACUAUUGCCAGGCUCCGUGAUAAACCAAAUGUCAUUAGUUCCUGCAAGCAGUUCUCAUUCAAAAAAUGACAUUUUGGAUCCUCAAUGGUUACUUCUAAUCAGCGGGACACUCAAAUUAAAGGAUUAUGGUGAUGUUAGUGCUGCUUUGUUCGAUGGCAAUACGAUUUAUCCUUUCUUGUUGACGUCAAGCCGUGGAAAACCGGGCCACAUUCUGUCGCUCUUUACGACCAUCAUUCCUGAACUCCUUGGCUUAGCUAAAUUCUUACCAGUUCCGAUAGUCAUAUUGAUUUCUGCGGCAAUAGCAUUUUUCAUUGUAUUUUUAAUCGUUGCGGCUGGUCUAGCUUACGAUUUCAGAAGACAACGAAAGGCAAAAGGCAGCUUAAAAGCUAGUCCACGAAAUUCCGGCAAAGAAGCAAUGCGAGAGGGAGAACUAUUUGCUACCAUAAAUUCAAUAAUAGCACAACAUAGUGAUCCUCGCCAAUCAGUAACAUCUAGUAACAUGAGAAAUUCUGCAGCACUUUCCGAUGAAAAAUCUCAUGAUUUUAUGGGAGGAGCUGGAGUUGCAGCACUUACAACGUCUGAAUUGGAACCCAAAUCAGCAAUGCGCGAUAUCUCUGCCGCUGAUAAAGCAAUGAUAACUCGAGAUUUCUUAGCUAAUCACCCAGAAGCACGACAAUACUAUGCAAGAUAUCCAUUCAUUGCAAAAGAAGAAGGAGAAUUAAAUUUAAACGUUGGAGAUUCGAUUUAUGUGGUGGAUACUAGCGAAGAUGUCUGGUGGCUAGGAUGGAAAUAUGAUGAUGAAACCGGCCGUUUUGUACAAGGUAUAUUUCCAAGUAAUUAUGUGGUAGAAGAUCCAAGUACUACCUCCGG
This is a messenger RNA of Racocetra persica, 3305 nucleotides long. Lineage: Eukaryota; Fungi; Glomeromycota; Glomeromycetes; Diversisporales; Gigasporaceae. The record is from the annotation of a GenBank genome assembly.